This is a messenger RNA of Paramecium tetraurelia, 2330 nucleotides long. RefSeq lists its product as uncharacterized. NCBI's taxonomy places the organism in Eukaryota, Ciliophora, Oligohymenophorea, Peniculida, Parameciidae. The record is from RefSeq and is a predicted model, not a curated record. The transcript is spliced from 3 exons.
AUGUCAUUAAGAAGCGUUGUCGAAAUCGUAACUCAUGUCGAGAGUUUUAGAAACGUCGAUCUCUACUACCAAGGUGUUUAUUUCCUCAGAAUCACUAUCCACAAUGAUGCCCCCCAAGAUGUACACCCAUCAAUCCAUAUUUAGGCUAAUAAAAUCUAUGCCCAUCCACAUGACCCUUGUGAAUCCUAUAAAACCUAUCCAUAAGAGGCUCAACAGAAUGUCAACCCUCCCAAAUACUACGAAACCCAUAUCUUUAGACCAGCCUCCAUAGUUACAUCCAAUUCAGCAUUUUACACUAAAGCAUUUUUCAUUAAGUUUUGCGAAGAGGAAAUUGAACUUAAUGAUAUCUGUAAUUUCAGAAUCGAAUUCGAUGCAGGUCCUAAAAAGGAACAAUCAUUAAUCAUGUAAGUUGAUUUAAUGUUCUUUGAUUGUUUGAAUUCUCAGAAGGAUCAGCCAAAACAAGAACCGCUCUAUACCAAACAAGACAAAGAAGAUUAUGCCAUUCCUGAUGGUAAAAUUUAAGCCACUGCCAAAUUCAAGAUCAAAAAUGUAUUACUACCUAAUCAUCAAUUUGUACCCAUCAUUUUUGAAGACCAAAACUUUUGUCAAGCCAAUAUGGUUGUACAUACCAUUACAUUAGAUUAUCGUUUCCGCACUCAUCCCAUUCAAUUAUUCUAAUUUGCUAGACUCAAAUUUGAAGAACGUAAUCAACUACUUGAAGGAAAAGUGCCAAGUACUCUAGAUAAAAACAAAAAUCAAUCCAAACCUUUAAUUAAUUCUGAUCAAAUCUCAAUGUAUGAGGCCAUUUAAAAACAGUUUAAGGAAAUGAAAGGAUUAGACUAUUACAGUAUGCAAUAAGAAUUUGUAGAAAGCUUAAAAGGCUAUUAUGAAUAGCUCUAUUAACAUUAUAAUUUGAUAUAUUCUAAAUGCAUUUUAGAGAAGCAAAGAAAACAUUUCAAAAAGUAUCUCUAUCCACCUCUUAAAUUAAUUGUCCCUGAAUAUAUAACAAGUGAGACCUAUCAAAACAUGAAGGGAUAAUUAACAAGAAAGGAAUUAAAUCAAAGAAUAGAAGAGAAAUUCCACACUUCUGAUCCUGAAACAAUCAUACAUUCAAUUCUAAAUGAAACCAAUCUGAUAAGUUGUCAACUCUUCUAAAUGUGGAUCAAAGUACUUGAUUUAUAUCGAAUCAGUCCAAGAUUUUGUGUGGCCCUUUUGUAAUUUGAUUACUAAAAGAUACUUAAAAAUAGAUGGCAAUAAUUUUGUAUUAAACAACCACCCCAAUAAUUAUUAGACAAGAAUUUGGGAGUAGAACAUAGAUAGAAAAGUGAGAAAAUGAGAUUAGAAACCAAAGUUCAAGAAUUAGGAGUUGAAGAUUUGAAUUCAUUUCCAAAAACAGAUACACAACCAAUCAUCUUUGAAGAAUUCACUCCCAGAGAAGAUAAAGAUAAAAAUGAAGAAAAUAUAGUAGAUGCAGACAUAACCAAUAGUGAAUAUGACAUUAUGUCAUAUCGAGGCAUUCAUUUGAUAGUACUGGUUCAUGGUUUUCAAGGCAACUCAUAUGACAUGAAAUUAUUUAAGAACUACAUAUCAUUAGCACAUCCUGAAGCCAUGUUUUUGUGUUCAUCAAUAAAUGAAGAAAACACUGAGGGCAACAUCCAAGAAAUGGGAGAAAAACUAGCUACUGAAGUCAUCAAUUUCAUAUCUGAAAAUUGUCCAGAAAAUACUUUAGGUAGAUUAAGCUUUAUUGGACAUUCAUUAGGAGGAGUUAUAAUCAGAGCUUCCUUACCCUAUCUAGAUAAAUACUAAGAUAAGAUGUACACUUACAUUAGUCUUUCAUCUCCACAAUUAGGAUACUAUUAUAAUGCUAGUAAGAUUGUUGAUGCUGGCAUGUGGGUAUUGAAGUAAUGGAGAAAAAGCAAAUGUUUAGAAUAGUUACAAAUGACUGAUAAUAGAAAUAUUGAAGAAACAUGUCUCUAAAAACUUGCCUUGGCUAAAGGAUUCGCUUGGUUUAAAAAUGUCUGCUUUUUCAGUUGCAUCUAAGACAGUUAUGCUCCUUAUGAUUCUGCCAGAGUACAACUCUCAAAAGAGGCCCUUGAAGAUUAGAAGAAUAAACCAUACGUUUAGAUGGUCAAAGCAUUAUUAAGGCAUCUUGAAAACACAAAUGUUUAUAGAAUUGAUGUCAAUUUUGAGAUUUAAGAAAAAAACCUUGAUACACUGAUAGGCAGAACUGCGCAUAUUCAAUUCUUAGAAUGUUAACCCCUAUUAAGAAUGAUUGUCAGUCUAUAUGAUCAAUUCUUCUGUUGAAAAUUUGAUAAUUUAUUAAUUGUUAA